AUGCAAGCCUCAAAGACAGGGCGCCAUGAAACUCCAGUGACUUCACUCUCGACGAGUUAUUCAAACCAACAUCCAAAAGCAUCCAGUCGUGAGGAUUCAAGGCGCAUAGCCCGCAUUCAUUUCAAGCAACUUUCUGAGUUCUUAGAGACACAUUUGAGGAAGGAAGCUCCUUCUUCUCGCACUUCUGCUAGGGAUAAGCUCACUAGACUCACACGUCAACAAUUUCAAGAACUUUCAACCGACGUAUACGACGAGCUUUGUAGGAGAAUCCAGGGUAAUGAAGGCAUCACACCACGUUCUAGCAAGACAGAUAGUAUGGGCGCUGGAACUACUCCUUACUUGCCUACUAAAGAUGACUUUCAUCCAAAGCGAAAUCAAGCGAGACAGAAGCUUGCGACUCUACCAAAGACGCGUUUCAAGGAUUUAGCCUCAGACGUUUACUACGAGCUUGUCAGGAGAUAUCCUGAGUUACUCGAGGAGCAAGAAGAACAACAAAUGCAGGAUGAGAACAGAGAAGGCGGAGAAGAACUUGACAAAGAAGGCGAAGAUAAGAGUAAGGCAGAGAAACGCAAUAGUAUUCAGUCAUCGCGUAGAUCUUCGAAUGACUUGACAAACAACCCAUUCAAUAGUCCACUUAGCGGAGGCCAGGCACUGCUCGAUCAUAACGCAGGUACAGCAAGCGCACCACACAACAGAAACGGCUCACUCGCUUCCACCUCCUCUCUUCCAUUUACCAAGGCGACUCCAAGGCACUCGACUGUCUCGGUUUUGCAAGAAUCGAAUGAUCAGUUCGAUCUUCCACCACCACCCGCAGUCGACCGCUUACACCAUGACAGUUUAAGGGUAGACAGUGUCGAUGGUGCUGAUGGUUUCAGCUCUCGUAGCAUCAGUUACAGCUCUGUCGGUAAUUCGAUCCCUCCAGCUCCAUCUGAAUCACAAAACCCAUUCGAUAAUCAAGAUUCUCGUCAACAGUCUAUAGCAGACUUUGACAACUCAGUUGGCGACUUCGAGCCUCCCCAAUCGACCAAUCCAAGUCUCACACUGGCUCCGAAGGAAGGCGACGAUCAUCAUAAGACAGUGUCAUCUUUUUCCAAUGUCUCUUUGAAUGAAUUCAAAGCGUCUUUAGAGAAUGACAUGAGGAAUGAACCGAAAAGGGACUUCAGCACUAAUCUCAGCAAACGUUCUUCAGAUGACAGUCUGCCUAGAGAGACUAUAGAAACAAGAGAGAUUAAAGAUAGUGAACUAGCUGAAGGUACAACCCAACCGCUCUUUUAUCCUCCACCAAGACCUGCCGCUGCUGCUUCUUCACCCCUCCGUACAACCUUCGAUAACGGCGAUACGGACAGACUGAGGCUCGAAUUUGCCCAGAAGGAAUCGAGACUUGGAAGAGAGAGAGAUGAGCUCAAGCAUCAAGUUAUACAACUUAUAGAAGAAGUCAAGAAUCUUGGUGAACGCGAAGAAGCUCGUUUUGCAGCUGAGGAACAAACACGAGACUAUAUUCAUUCUUUAGAAAUACAAUUAAAGGAGCUGAAAGACAAGUUCGGAUUUGUUAAGUCCGAACUUGACAGGUUUAAGCGUUCAAGCGGCUUGCAACCACCUCUUCCUGAUAACAACGCCGCUAAUAUAUCCAUAAACGAGAAUGGUGCCGUCGCUUUCGAAACUCUUACAGGAUUACAGACUGCGAUUGACGACCUUAUUGUAGCUGGCAGAUCAACAUCUCCAUCAUUGGUGCUCAACGUAAUGAAACCAAUCGUCAAUCAAGUCACAUUAAUCCAAUCUGACGUAGAAGCCUGGCAGAAUAAUACCGAUAAGGCAGAAAGUGAUCGUGUCAAUGUUCUUAAGGAGAAGAUAAUCGCUACACUCGAUAAUCUGAUGACAGCAACUCGUAACCACGCCAUGGGUGGUGGACUAUCGCCUAUAUCUCUCCUAGAUGCUGCGGCUUCACAUGUCUCCAUGACUGCCAUUGAGAUUGCCAAGUUGGUCGGUCUGAGGCAGACAUCUUCAGGUUCUGUUGGUCAUAGGAUUAUCGAUGACAAGUCGAUUGAAAGAUCUUGGGAUGACUCCAAGAACAAUAUAGAGGAGCACUCUAAUAAAGUCACUGCAUUGAUCGAACAUGUACUCUCAUCUUCUCGUCAACAUCGCAACACCCAAUUACCAGAGCUGUCCAACUACCUCCAUCAAAUCAUAUCAUCGACAUCCAUAAUAACAGAUAUAUGUCAUAAUAUUAAAGACUCAGAGGAAAUGUUUAGAAUUAACACAGCAGUCGAUAACUUGCACAAUUCAAACUCAAUCUUAUCCGAAUAUUCAGGUGAUGAAGUACUCGAAGGCGACACCCGUAAAAAGUUGUUAUCCACUCUUAUAUCAAUUGCAAGUAACUUAAAAGAUUUGUUGAGAUUGUAG
Messenger RNA from Wallemia mellicola CBS 633.66, 2400 nucleotides. RefSeq lists its product as hypothetical. NCBI's taxonomy places the organism in Eukaryota, Fungi, Basidiomycota, Wallemiomycetes, Wallemiales, Wallemiaceae. Gene Ontology annotation, molecular function: MAP kinase scaffold activity. The record is from RefSeq and is a predicted model, not a curated record. The transcript has 3 exons. The coding region runs from base 1 to 2400 and encodes 799 amino acids.